Messenger RNA from Ruditapes philippinarum (Manila clam), 643 nucleotides. Its product is annotated as transcription factor E3-like. Gene Ontology annotation, molecular function: protein dimerization activity; DNA-binding transcription factor activity, RNA polymerase II-specific; RNA polymerase II cis-regulatory region sequence-specific DNA binding. The record is from RefSeq and is a predicted model, not a curated record. Gene Ontology annotation, cellular component: nucleus. Gene Ontology annotation, biological process: regulation of transcription by RNA polymerase II. The transcript has 4 exons. Lineage: Eukaryota; Metazoa; Mollusca; Bivalvia; Venerida; Veneridae. The coding region runs from base 1 to 552 and encodes 183 amino acids.
AUGACACAGAUCAAACUCAUGUGUUCAGCGAAUUUUUCUUUAAAAAAUACCCACGUUUCUUUAAUUCUUGAUAUUUUAUUUAAACAUUACAAUUAUUUUUCAGUUGAGAAGCGAAGAAGAUCUUUUAUUAACGACAGAAUUGCUGAACUUCAAAGCCUUCUCCCAGAAGAUGUCAAUCGAGCAACAUGCACAAACAAAGGUUCUAUUUUAAAAGAAUCUGUCGACUACAUUAGAAAGCUACAAACAGACCUUAAUCUGACAAAGAAAUUACAAGAAAAAAUCAUCGAAAUUGAUCUCGAGAGCAAGCAACUUGCUGCACGUUUGGAGAUGCUAGAGAUGCGGUCUGCACCAAAUGCUGAAAAGGCUAAUAUUGAAAACAAUAACUCAACCGAGAUGCAACCAAUGGGAGAGACGAGUGAAUUGAGAUAUGAUACGGUAUUGAAUGAUCCUUUACAGAAGAAGGUGAUUCCACCUUUGUCACAAACGAUGGCAUUGGAUGAUGUUUGGGAUACACUUGCUUCAGCGUUUCAAGAUGACUGUAUGAAGUCAUAAUUAAUUCCAGUAAUUCAAAAAUAACAAUGAAAUAAAAUAGCUAUGUUUUUACAUACCUGACUACAAUGUUGAAAUAAAAUGGAUGAAAAAA